AUGUCGUUUAAGAAGAAAACUGUCGUAAUAUCUGGUGGGACUGGGACUGGAGCUGUUGGAAGAACUCCAGCUCAGUCCAUGGUUCCAGGACGUGUUCCUGCUGUCCCAAUAUCAACAUCUGGACCAGCACAAAUUAGAGGUGGUCCAGUUGCCAGAGGUCCUGUUCCAGGAUCUGGUGCUGGAAUUGCUCCGGGAUUGAGUACUUCUAGGGGGCUGGCGUCUGUACGGACGGUAGAUGUUACUAUUCAGAAUCGUGGUUCUUCUUCAUCUCAGAUAUCAACUAGCAACAUCAUGGAACAUGAUGGAGUGAGACCCUCUUUACAGACAUCUGCUCCUACAAUUUCCCUUGGAUCCAGUAGUCUGGAUAAGUUAUUAAAUCAUGGUGGUCUGCCAUUGGGAUCUUUAUUGGCAGUUGAAGAAUCUGGAUCAACCGAUUUCGCCAGUAUCAUUCUACGGAGCUUUGCCGCUCAGGGUAUUGUUCAUGCUCGAUUGCUGGAUCAAACUAAAAAAGCAAUUGCUCCUACAAGAAUUGUCGUCGUUGGGGGUGACGAUUCAUGGGGCAUGGAACUUCCUGGCGUUUAUAAAGACAAGAAAGAAGCUGCUCGUGAAAACCUCAGGAAAGAGCAGUCGAGAAUCUCAGUAGGAAACCUUGCUAAUAAUCCUUCUACGACACGUAUAACAACUGGAUCCAAUAAUGAAGAAAUCAACUCCAACUCAUCUCCUAGUGUCACUUCCUCUACCGAUUCAGCUUCAGCUAAUGAGACAAGUACCGCUUCUGGUGACUCUACUACUGCUAAUACUACCACAUCUGGCGAAAGUCGUAGCUCACAUGAUAUGAAGAUUGCCUGGAGAUAUGCGCAGAAUUCAGCACCGAAGAGCAAUGUUGCUAACGAAACCGUAACCUCGAAACCUAAUUACACAACAUUAUUCGACUUCACAUCACGACUAAUACCUAGACCCAGUGUCAAUGAGAUCAGUUAUAUCCCAGUGAAAACCAGUUUUGCAUCGAUAAUAUCACAACUGGAGACGAUAUCUCAGCAAGCCAGUAGUAAAGGCAUGGUUCUCAGGGUGGUAGUUCCAUCUCUACUACAUCCAGCAAUCUACCCACCACAUUUUGCACACCCUAACGAGCUAAUUCCAUUCCUCCACUCGCUUCGAGGUUUAUGUCGCAAGUAUCCACAGACUCUCACGGUCAUCAUAUCACUGCCAUUACAACUGUUUCCCCGAGACACUGCUCUAAUCCGGUGGUUCGAGCUAUUAUGUGACGGUGUCCUGCAUUUAGAACCGUUUCCAGAAGAAAUCAUUAACGAACUUCGAGAAGCCAAUUCUAAAGAUAUUGGCGGGUCCUCAUCCUCCAAAACAACGUCGUCGAGCAAUGCAAACCAAUCACAGGGGCUAGUUCACAUUUACAAGCUUCCUGUCUUCUCAGAAAAAGGAGUAAUGGCUGUCCGCAAAAGUGAGCAUGCUUUCCGUGUAGGACGCCGCCAGUUCGAAGUCCAAGAAUGGGGCAUUCCUGUCGAAGAUGCCCCAGGUCCCGACACCGAAGAAUCCAAAAAGCUCGACUACUAA
Sugiyamaella lignohabitans is the source of this 1569-nucleotide messenger RNA. It is a transcript of the gene ELP4, whose product is annotated as Elongator subunit ELP4. Gene Ontology annotation, cellular component: cytoplasm; transcription elongation factor complex; elongator holoenzyme complex. Gene Ontology annotation, biological process: tRNA wobble uridine modification. The record is from RefSeq and is a predicted model, not a curated record. NCBI's taxonomy places the organism in Eukaryota, Fungi, Ascomycota, Dipodascomycetes, Dipodascales, Trichomonascaceae. The coding region runs from base 1 to 1569 and encodes 522 amino acids. The transcript has a single exon.